UGAAGCCGACAGACCAGCACUACUGGAGACUUUCCUUCAAUUGAAAAUCGGGUGAUGUUUGUCAUAUCCUGCCAAUGAAACCUUAUCUCGGAACCCACGCCCAGCACAUGAAAGCAGCUUGAGUGAAAUAACACUAGCUGAAAAACAACACCGAGUGAGGUGAAGUUUGCAUAACCGGACAACGCUGUCCGUUGGCUCAACUUUACUAUGUGGGUUUUAGGAAAAGAGAUCUGUGUUAGUGUAGUCCUCGUCAUCGCGUACAUAGUGUGUGCCGUGAAAGCUGACUGUGGUGAGAUACCUCCAGUUGACCAUGUCGGUCAUAAUUUGACAAAUGUGAAUCCGCCUUACCCCAGAGGCACGGUGGCAAGCCUCUCUUGUCAGCGAGGAUUCACCCAGUCUGGGUUUCCCUACAAAGUCUGUGGAGAUAAUGAUACUUGGACGAUUCCGUCUGGUUAUCCCCCUUUUCAGUGCAGGCCAAAAUCCUGCGGCGAUCCUGGGGCCAUACGCAACGGAGAGAAAGACUCGUAUGUGUACACAGUGGGUCAGACAGUCGGGUAUUCUUGUUAUGAGGGCUUUGAGAUGGUUGGAAGGGACACAACACUAUGCCUGGCAUCAGGGUCCUGGUCUGUUCCAGCACCCACAUGUAACGCUAUCCAGUGUCCAGUGAUACAGUCCCCCACAAACGGCUAUUUGGUUGGCAGUGAUAGAGGCUAUGACAGCACCAUCAGAUUUGAGUGUAGUGAGGGCUUUACACCUGCAGGUCCUAACACAGCCAAAUGUCAGCUAGACAAGACCUGGACUAACCAACCCUUUGAAUGUCAAGAGAUAGACUGUGGUCCUCCCCCAGAGGUAGCCAAUGCGGUGGUCACCCUUCAGGGAGGUACCACGUGGGGAGAAAGUGCCAGAGUUCGUUGUUUUGAGAAUGCGACGUCCUCUAGCGACCUUGCUUUCAACACGAUUUUCUGUGGUGAUGCAGGUGAUUGGACGCGUCCACCUGAAUGCAUGGCCUGUUGUAGAGUUGCUCCAGUUCAUAACGACACCUCUGUGGCAUUCAUCAGGGGGGAGGAGUGUGUUCCUCACGGUGAGACCAGGGAUGUGUCACUGUACAGUUGUGAUGAGGGGUUUUACAUCCCUAACCCUGUCCACAGUGUGAGAUGUCAGAGAGGCGUCAUGAGCGCUAACAUCACCUGUCUGCCUAUUAUGUGUGAGAUUCCGGAGGUAGAGUUUGGCAGGGUUGUACAGCUGGAGGUUGGCCAAGUUGUGGAGUACGGUAGAAAGAUGGCAGUCGAAUGUGACAGAGGCUAUAAUCUGACAUCUGCUAGCACAGUAGUGUGUAAUAGUAGUGUCAGCUACCCAAGCUGUGAGCCUGCCUGCUGUAGAGUUGUUCCUGUUCAUAACGACACCUCUGUGGCAUUCAUCAGAGGGGAGGAGUGUGUUCCUCACGGUGAGACCAGGGAUGUGUCACUGUACAGUUGUGAUGAGGGGUUUUACAUCCCUAACCCUGUCCACAGUGUGAGAUGUCAGAGAGGCGUCAUGAGCGCUAAUGUCACCUGUCUGCCUAUUAUGUGUGAGAUUCCGGAGGUAGAGUUUGGCAGGGUUUUACAGCUGGAGGUUGGCCAAGUUGUGGAGUACAGUAGAAAGAUGGCAGUGGAAUGUGACAGAGGCUAUAAUCUGACAUCUGCCAGCACAGUAGUGUGUAAUAGUAGUGUCAGCUACCCAAGCUGUGAGCCUGCCUGCUGUAGAGUUGCUCCUGUUCAUGACGACACCUCUGUGGCAUUCAUCAGGGGGGAGGAGUGUGUUCCUCACGGUGAGACCAGGGAUGUGUCACUGUACAGUUGUGAUGAGGGGUUUUACAUCCCUAACCCUGUCCACAGUGUGAGAUGUCAGAGAGGCGUCAUGAGCGCUAACGUCACCUGUCUGCCUAUUGUAUGCAAGGUUCCGGAGAUAGAGUUCGGCAGAGUUUUACAGCUGGAGGUUGGCCAAGUUGUGGAGUACGGUAGAAAGAUGACAGUUGAAUGUGACAGAGGCUAUAACCUGACAUCUGCCAGUACAGUAGUGUGUAAUAGAAGAGUCAGCUACCCAAGUUGUUGGCAUGAAUCUUGUUCCGUGGCAUCGUUACCCCACAUCCAGAUUUCCAGCGUGGAGUCCACCUGUUUGACCUUCAGUGAUCAGUACGUUGCUAACGGCUGCGAGGUGAAUGUUGCCUGUGAAGAUAGCAGUAAAGUGGUAAAGGGCACGUGCGAUUUUGGUCAAUGGCAUGUAGAGAAUUGCCACGGACCCAUUCCUCCGUGGGUGAUAGUAGUCUGUGUCAUUGGUGGGUUGUUGGGUGUUGGUUGUGUCACUUUUCUCGUGGUCUAUUUGGCAAAGAAUUCCAAGAAGUUGAAACUGCGUAGCGGGGCUUCAAAACACCACUCGGAGGUGAUAGGACUACACAAGAAAUAGUUCCCGGUUUCCAGAGGGGAGGGGGUGCCGGCAUGAUUAGUCUGUAGGGGAAGGGGAAGAGGGGAUCGGGCGGGAACGAGCGUUGCAAGAUAAGAUGUAUGCAUAUUCCUGAUAAAAAGUGUAACUUUGAUCCUUCAAGUUUAUAUCAGUCCAGAUCUCUCCGCUAUUUAACUUAUAUAGUGAUCGUUUCUUAGAGAUCUACAUGUGUUUUCUUGUUUUAGUAUAUUUUUUAGCAUAUCUGAUAACUUCAAAAUUUUUUCCUUUAUCAUCACGAUGGUUUGUUUUGUUAUGUACCUGUAUAUGUGAUACAUGUGUUUUACAACCGCGAAAUCCGCACCACACGCACGGGAUUUUGCGAGAUGAGGGCAAAGCCUGUCUCUUUCGUGAUGUUCAUACAUCUAUCGGUUGGCACAUGUGUACUCGACAUGUAGUUUUGAACUGAUAUCAGAAGUUAAGUCAUCCGUCUUUCUUUUACAUGCGAGUAUGUCCCCAUUUAUUUUUGUGUUGGAAUGCACUAACACAUAGGCGUCAAAAAUUGUAAAAAAAAAAAUUGCAAAUGGAAAUUCACAGUAAAAUCACCUCCCCAAAUCCCGUUUGCUCUCACGAGAUUUUCGAAUACACCGCUUUCAAGAAUCUGAUAGUUCAUCGGUGCCAGCUGUUGACCCUUGUGCUUGUCAUUGCUAGUCAUUGCUAGUCAUUGUUAUUAUUGCAAGCUUCACUUUAACUUGUUUAUGGAAAACAGUAAUUAUUCUCAAUAUAAAGUUACUGGUAUAAAUUACCAGGGGGCCUAUGACACGAAAACCAGCAACUGUAAGUACAAAUGAGGAAUUAGUGUUCCCUUUUUCUGGCGUCUUCGGUAUCAGUCGCACGGACCAUAUCUUUGUAAAUGCUACUUCUUGAAGGCUUGUUACCAGACUUACUAAACCGAUAUUACACUUACUUAGGCAUGGGGAAGAACCCCAUUAAUUUUGGUUUAGUUUUUUUAGUUUUGGGUUUGUUUUUUUUUUCUCAAAGCCAUUGACGUGAUUAAAGUUGUAUUUCGUAUCAUAGUGCUUAGACUGGUAUCAUAUGUGCACCCUGUCAUGCCGACGAACCAUAUCGUUUUUUCAUUGACCUUGAUCUAUUUUUCAAGGUCAUUGAAAUUUUGUGAUAGGCUAUUAAACACAAAACAGUUUCAUCAAACCUGUACCACAAAUGGACAAGGCCAUGCGCAAGGGCCUCUUUGUUUUUCAUUGACCUUGGCCGAUGGAUUUGUUUUCCCUACCGAAAACCGUUGUUUUUUCUUGUGGACUGUAUAGGGCAUUGAUAAUAUUUUUCGUUAUUUCUCCUGUCACCUCUGUAAGACCACUUGAAGCCCAAUCUACUCUUUUGGAUAGGACGCGUCUUGUUAUUGAGGACUUCGUUGAGGUAAAUUGAGAAGAUGGCGGAUUUCAGCGUUUGCGUGUGACCAUUUCCUAAUUAUCAUACUGUCACUGCUCUAAAGCACCCCUAUGUUACCCUAUUGUUUAGCUGGCGGAGCCAGAAAUUGCGUUCAUGUAUUUAAUGAGCCAGCUCUAAACGAGUUAAUUUCCUAAUUAAAGGCUGAAUAGAACUAAAAUUUUUAAAUUAGCCCCUGUGUAAGCCAAAAUAGGUAUUAAAUUUGUCCAAAAUUUUCCUCCGGCACAAUGUUAUGAUGUUGGGCCUUUGACCAUUGACCAUUGUGCUAUCUAAGUAAACAUUUAAACUCGCCCCAGUAGCAGUUGAAAACAUUAGACAUGUCUGUUCUUCAUUUUUUUAAAAAUAUUGUUAAUACUAUGCCAGACAACUUGCCUCUCCUAAAAGGAAUUGAAACAUUGCCCAGUAACAAUAUUGGCUUUCUGGAUUCUCAGCUACAUGGUAAUGUGGUUAGAGUUAAGGGAGAUAAUCAUGGCAGUGUGGCCAUUUUUAGUAGAUGUCACUGUGUUGUUAUCUGUCUUAAUGUGUUGCCCAUCCACAAAUGCGAAAAAGGAGAAGGUGGAAAAUACGAAACCUUGAAAAUUUACAUGAAUAUUCCGAAAUAAGUCGUGGUUAAGACUGGAAUGAAUAUCCCAGAGUCAAUUUACAUGUUUCCUGCAAGUAAUUGUAGAGCCAGAACUUUUGGGUUGGGUAUUUAAGUAGCAUUUUGUAUUUGAUACAUUCACGUGUGUUUUGUAAAGCUGAGAUAACGUCUGUGACACAUGCAUUAGGUCUGUUGCAUAUAAUGAAGGUGGAGGCGUUGAUGUUCAUGUCCAGAAUUCCAGAGAUAUUCCUUACGAUUCGAAAUCUCUUUAUGGAAGGUUUGCAAGCUUCUAGCGCAAGUGUUGGAAGUUCGUCAUGUAAGUAAGUCAUUGUCAUGUAGUGGUAGGUGUAGGAAGGUCACCAUGUGUCGUGGAAGCUCAUGUAGGAAAGCUGAUGUAGGGAAACUUAAUGUGAGUCAUGGGAAGCUCGUGUAGGGCUUGGAAGCUCUUCAUAUAUCCUGGAAGCUCAUGUUGGGGAAGUUUUCAUGGGAGUCGUGGAAGCUCAUGUAAGGCUUACGGAAACUAUUCGUGUAAGGCGUGGAAUCUACUCCUGUGUCAUAGAAGCCCAUGUAUAGUGCGUAGAAGCUCUACACAAGAAACGUGCAGACCAUUGCAAACAAUCU
Liolophura sinensis is the source of this 5080-nucleotide messenger RNA. Its product is annotated as sushi, von Willebrand factor type A, EGF and pentraxin domain-containing protein 1-like. The record is from RefSeq and is a predicted model, not a curated record. The transcript has 13 exons. Lineage: Eukaryota; Metazoa; Mollusca; Polyplacophora; Chitonida; Chitonidae. Bases 208 to 2442 code for a protein of 744 amino acids.